AAAAAUUAAAUGAAAACAAAUACAUAGACACAUGCACACUUUAUAUGUGGGUAUGUAGAUAUGUAUAUGUAUAUUUGUGCAAACUUUCCAGAUUGCUUGAGUGAUAACCUCCUUUUUGGAGAGGAUCUUCAAAACUUUCAUCUUGCACGAUCUUCUAGUAAGACAAUGAUCACAUUUUUUUUCUCAGUUAUAGUGAUGUUUGAUUAAUGCUGCAUAUCUUUAAAAGUUCAGGCACAAUCAUGGCUGAUUUGGAAAUUCAGACACUUUGCAUGGAAAGUUACGGCUCUCGAUCGGCUCGGCGUUACCAGGCCCUCCCUAACGGAAAGCUAAGUUCUGUGGAAGAUGCCUCUGAGGCCUGGCACUUUCGUUCACUCCAUCACAUCUUCGUGUCCAUCUUCCUGCCCCAAGGUUAUCCUGAAAGUGUGAGCGCGGACUACCUCCCCUACCAGUUCUGGGACACCAUCCAGGCCUUCGCAAGCAGCAUCACGGGGACACUGGCCACCCAGGCAGUGCUGAAAGGGGUGGGGGUCGGGGAUGAGACCUCCACCGUCGCAGCUGCCACUAUCACUUGGAUUCUGAAAGAUGGAACAGGAAUGCUGGGCCGAAUCGCUUUCGCUUGGAGCAAGGGGAGCAAACUGGAUUGUGAUGCUAAACAAUGGAGACUCUUUGCUGAUGUGCUCAAUGACGUGGCCAUCUUCAUGGAGAUCGUGGCGCCAGCUUUCCCAGGAUGCUUCACGCUCAUUGUCUGCGCUAGUGGCUUUUUCAAGUGCAUUGUGGGUGUAGCUGGUGGGGCCACCCGUGCAGCUCUCACCAUGCACCAGGCCCGCCGGGACAACAUGGCCGAUGUAUCAGCCAAAGAUGGAAGUCAGGAGACCCUAGUGAACUUAGCUGGCCUACUCUUCAGUCUUUUCCUGAUCCCUCUUGUAGUGGACAAUCUCCUCCUCACCUAUGCCCUCUAUGCUCUCUUCACCAUCCUCCAUCUCUACGCCAACUAUCAAGCAGUGCGGGCAGUUUGCAUGGAGACGGUUAACCGUGCCCGGCUCCAUCUGGUCUUGCAGCAUUACUUGAAGUGGGGAGAAGUUCCUGGUCCUGCUGUCAUCAAUCCUCAGGAGCCCCUUCUGCUAGGAUUUCGUCAGCAGCUCAAGAUAACUCUUGGGGCUCCUCUUCAUACAGUGACCUCCAGUGUUGCUGACUUCCAGAAAGCUCUUGAAGGCAAUGCUUCAAAUUACUUAAUUUUCUUCAACCGACCGGCAGGGUUGAUCUCUAUCCUGCUCCAUCGGCAAGCGGUCAGUGUGGAUGUGAUUAAGGCUUACACCCACGGCCUUCUUCUAGAGGUCUUGCUGUAUCAAGAUAUGGAAACCUGUACCUUGGAAAGAAGGUCCCUCCUGAAUCUGCAACAUCUGUUAUGUAAAGAAUCCAGUAAAGAGGAUCCCAGGAUACAUUCCGAAAUGCAUCAGUUCUUAGACAGGAUAUUUCCAAAAUUCCUGGCAGGACUGACAGCUGCCGGAUGGGUAACCGAUCGGAACCUCCUGGGCCCUGAGGAGUGGCGGAUGGAAUGGCUCGGCGCUGAGAAGAAAAUGCUCUGAUUCCGAUUCUGGGAGAAUUUUUAUAUCAAUAACCUGAUUUAUUCAAUCCUAGAAAAGGGGGGAUCCUGGUUUCCUUGGGGUUGUCUUUUAAAAAGGCAACGGUAGAUUUGGAUUUGCCUUGCCUCACUUUACCUCUCUUUAAUUGUAAAAUAAUGAUGAGGUGCACAACAUAAGACCUAACUUCUUUCCAAUUAAAUUUUUUUAAAUGUGAUGAAGUGUUUACGUAUUUUGCCUUCGGGAAUGAAGCUAAUAUAUAUUUUCAGAGCAGUACUGUGAGAUUUAAUAGAUGUGUGCUUAAUUGUACAGGUAAUCCUCAUUUAGUGACCACAGUUGGGAGGGACAACCUGGUCAUUAAUUGAAGUGGCUGUUAAAUGAAUCGCAAUUGUGUGUAUGGUCUUACUUCAGCUUUCCUUUGCUUUACAGACCUGCGAAGGUUAUAAAUGCGAGGUUCAGUUGCAAAGUUAUUUUUGCAUCACUAUCAUAACUGUGAAUGGUCAUUGUCUGAGGCAGUCGCUACACGAAGACUACCAGGGUAUGCCUUGUUCAGUAUGGGGUAUCCCUCUCUUUGCUUACAUAGAUUUUUAACUCACAAAUUUGAUUUUUUAACCUUAAAGAGAAAUAUGUCAAUUUUCUUUUACAUCUGUUCCCUUGUCUUCUCCUGUGCAGUAUACACAGAUGCUGUGACUAGUUUGUCUCCCCCCCCCCCCGCCCCCCGGUCUUCUGAAUGUAGGGUUUAUUUUCUUGUUUUUGUCUCUCGUUUCCAAAGAUCUGGAAGGGAUGGGAUGGAAUACAAAGCAUUGUGGAAGAACAGAAUAAGUGGGUGCCCCUUCUCGUGGCUAGUGAGGAAUAAAAGGGCAUCUGGUGACUUACAUGUAUUGAAAUCCUGGAAUAAAUUCAACAGCUCUUUAUGGAGGAGGAGAACAUGAGAGGUGCAUAAGGUUGGGGAGCAUAAAUAUUUGUGAAGAACAUUGAGGCAAACACACCAUGAUAAACAUGUAAUCUGGAGAAUUAUAU
This is a messenger RNA of Notechis scutatus (mainland tiger snake), 2600 nucleotides long. The record is from RefSeq and is a predicted model, not a curated record. Lineage: Eukaryota; Metazoa; Chordata; Lepidosauria; Squamata; Elapidae.